AGGAUACUUAGUGCCUGUGAUUGACAGCAAGGUGCAGAAACGCCACUGCAUGUAGCCGGAGUGAGGUCCUGUCGACGUGUCAGCUGAAACUUCCUACAGACAUGUUUGACCGCUACUGGACAGUGUGGGCAGCUGCCGUCUGUAUGUUUAUAGCAUCCGGGCAGGGUCUGGCUGACACUGAAUGCUAUGUGCAUGAAUUUCAGUCUCCAUUCGGCGAGUAUCAGGGGAAGAAGGUCAACGUCGGAAUAAGACAGCGUUGCACUGUGACAAGUCUGCUGAAGUGCCUCUCUUGUUGUAACCGUGUUGCCAUCAGUAAUGUGUUCUUCAACCAGGGCACCCAGGACUGCAUCUGUCCUCUGGCACACCCUCGAUCCUGGCUACUUGUCAAUGCACCGGGUUACGUCUACUACAACUCACCAGAGUUGGUUGACAUGCAGAUACAAGAAGUGUUAGGAGUUUCGUCAACACGUGACGGUUUUCCAGAAACGAAUGCCAUUGGAGGAUCUGCUGCUGCCUGGAAACCAAGGUUGGAUGAUGCAGAUCCCUGGAUUGAGUUUGGGGUGCGUCGCUCUCUGUAUCUUGUUGAACUUCGAAUCCACAAGGACAUGUCUUCCGUCACGACGAGUGUCUGGCUCAGGGAUGGCAGUGGGCUCUGGAUCAAAACGUGGACGAGAGGCGACGGGGGGUCAGCUCAGUCUGAUUGGUUUUUUCCACACUUUCGAAUGCUGACCGUUCGCACAGAUGCAGUGAGACUGAACUUUGACAACCCCAGUGCUGUUGAAAUUAGGUUCAUACGGGUGGUUGGUCGCGAAAAUUGACCCAUCUAACCAAGUUCCACGCCAUACAUGUUCCAUGACACACACGUUCCACG
Messenger RNA from Haliotis rubra (blacklip abalone), 871 nucleotides. RefSeq lists its product as uncharacterized. NCBI's taxonomy places the organism in Eukaryota, Metazoa, Mollusca, Gastropoda, Lepetellida, Haliotidae. The record is from RefSeq and is a predicted model, not a curated record. Bases 102 to 818 code for a protein of 238 amino acids. The transcript has 5 exons.